Messenger RNA from Hippopotamus amphibius kiboko, 5431 nucleotides. It is a transcript of the gene SMC6, whose product is annotated as structural maintenance of chromosomes 6. The record is from RefSeq and is a predicted model, not a curated record. The coding region runs from base 228 to 3515 and encodes 1095 amino acids. The transcript is spliced from 27 exons. Gene Ontology annotation, molecular function: single-stranded DNA binding; ATP hydrolysis activity; damaged DNA binding. Gene Ontology annotation, cellular component: Smc5-Smc6 complex; nucleus; site of double-strand break. NCBI's taxonomy places the organism in Eukaryota, Metazoa, Chordata, Mammalia, Artiodactyla, Hippopotamidae. Gene Ontology annotation, biological process: double-strand break repair via homologous recombination.
GUCCCGGCGGGCGGGAGGGGGGGCGGGGCGCAGGCGCGCAGCGGCCGGCGGUGGGCGCCGGGGCGGCCCGGCUCCUGCCUUCUCCUGUGGUGGGCGCGUGGUUCCCCGCGGGACAACGGCGGCCGGCCGACGCCGAGACGCCCCUGGGGUGGCUUCAGUGUCCUGUUGCGCCGUGACAGUCCCGCCGGCCGGGUUCCUGGGGGAGACUUCGACUUGUUCGAGACCUGAUGGCCAAAAGAAAGGAAGGAAAUUUCUUUUCUCCUGAAAAUGCCAAGAGACCAAGACAAGAAGAAUUGGAUGAUUUUGAUAAAGAUGGUGACGAAGAUGAAUAUACAGUUUCUUUCACUAAUGGCACCUCUACUUUGACAGCAGCAGAAGUUGGAAUAAUUGAGAGUAUUCAGCUCAGAAACUUCAUGUGUCAUUCGAUGCUUGGACCCUUUAAAUUUGGUUCUAAUGUCAACUUCGUUGUUGGCAAUAAUGGAAGUGGGAAGAGUGCAGUACUCACAGCUCUCAUAGUUGGUCUUGGUGGAAAAGCAAUUGCUACUAAUCGAGGAUCUUCUUUAAAAGGUUUUGUGAAAGAUGGACAGAACUCAGCAGAUAUCUCAAUAACAUUAAGGAACAGAGGGGAUGAUGCCUAUAGAGCAAAUGUGUACGGUGACUCCAUAAUUGUGCAACAGCACAUCAGCAUGGAUGGAAGUCGAUCUUAUAAACUGAAAAGUGGAACAGGUGCUGUGGUUUCUACUAAGAAAGAAGAACUGAUUGGAAUUCUUGAUCAUUUUAACAUACAGGUAGAUAAUCCGGUUUCUGUUUUAACACAAGAGAUGAGCAAACAGUUCUUGCAGUCUAAAAAUGAAGGAGACAAAUACAAAUUCUUUAUGAAAGCAACCCAACUUGAACAAAUGAAGGAAGAUUAUUCAUACAUUAUGGAAACAAAAGAAAGAACAAAAGAGCAAAUAAAUCAAGGAGAAGAGCGACUUACUGAACUAAAGCGCCAGUGUUUGGAGAAAGAAGAACGUUUUCAAAGUAUUACUGGCUUAAGUGCAAUGAAGACCAAUCUAGAAUACUUGAAACAUGAAAUGGCUUGGGCAGUGGUUAAUGAAAUUGAAAAACAACUGAAUGCUAUUAGAGAUAAUAUCAAAAUUGGAGAAGAUCGUGCUGCUAGACUUGAGAGAAAAACAGAAGAACAGCAGGUCAGACUUAAUGAAGCAGAAAAAAAAUACAAGGACAUUCAAGAUAAACUAGAAAAGAUUAGUCAAGAGACAAAUGCACGAGCACCAGAAUGUAUGGCAUUGAAAGCAGAUCUUACUUCUAAGAAAGGGGCCUAUAAUGAAGCUGAGGUUUUAUACAACCGUUCCCUAAAUGAGUAUAGAGCAUUAAGGAAAGAUGAUGAGCAGCUCUGCAAAAGAAUUGAAGAACUGAGAAAAAGUGCUGAUCAGUCUUUGGAACCUGAACGGUUGGAAAGGCAAAAAAAAAUAUCUUGGUUAAAAGAGAGAGUAAAGGCCUUACAAGAUCAAGAAAGUUCAGUCAAUCAAGAUAUCGAACAAUUUCAGCAAGCCAUAGAAAAGGACAAAGAAGAACAUACCAGAAUUAAGAGUGAAGAGUUAGAUGUGAAGAAUACACUGAACUAUAAUCAGAGGCAGCUGAAAGAAUUGAAGGAUAGUAAAACUGAUCAACUGAAAAGAUUUGGCCCUCAUGUUCCAGCUCUUCUUGAAGCCAUAGAUGAUGCCUACAGACGGGGGCAUUUUACCUAUAAACCUGUAGGCCCUUUAGGAGCUUGCAUUCAUCUUCGAGACCCUGAGCUUGCUUUGGCUAUUGAAUCUUGCUUAAAAGGACUUCUGCAAGCCUAUUGUUGCCACAAUCAUGCUGACGAAAGAGUGCUUCAGGCACUGAUGAGAAGGUUUUACUCACCAGGGACCUCACGGCCACAGAUAAUAGUUUCUGAGUUUCAGAAUGAGAUGUAUGAUGUAAGACACAGAGCUGCUCAUCAUCCAGAGUUCCCGACGGUUCUGACAGCUUUAGAAAUAAAUAAUGCAGUUGUUGCAAAUAGCCUAAUUGACAUGAGAAGCAUAGAGACAGUGCUCCUAAUCAAAAAUAAUUCUGUAGCUCGUGCAGUAAUGAACAAAAAGCCACCCAAGAAUUGUAGAGAGGCUUUCACUGCUGAUGGUGAUCAAGUUUUUGCAGGGCGUUAUUAUUCAUGCAAUAAUAAAAGACCUAAGUUUCUAAGCAGAGAUGUGGAUUCUGAAAUAAGUGACUUGGAGAAUGAGGUUGAAAAUAAGAAAGCCCAGAUAUUAAAUCUUCAGCAACAUUUGUCUGCCCUUGAAAAGGAUAUUAACUGCAAUGAAGAACUUCUUAGAAGGUGCCAACUACAUUAUAAAGAGUUAAAGGUGAAAAUAAGAAAAAGUAUUUCUGAAAUUCGGGAACUUGAGAAUAUAGAAGAACACCAGUCUGUAGAUAUUGCAACCUUGGAAGAUGAAGCCCAGGAAAAUAAAAUCAAGAUGAAAAUGGUUGAGAAAAAUAUGGAACAACAAAAAGGAAAUAUGGAACAUCUUAAAAGUCUGAAAAUAGAAGCAGAAAACAAGUAUGAUGCAAUUAAACAGAAAAUUACUCAGCUGUCAGAGCUUGCAGAUCCACUUAAGGAUGAAUUAAACCUUGCUGAUUCUGAAGUGGAUAACCAAAAACGAGGGAAACGGCAUUAUGAAGACAAGCAAAAAGAACACUUGGAUACUUUAAAUAAAAAGAAACGAGAACUAGAUAUGAAGGAAAAAGAACUAGAGGAGAAAAUGUCACAAGCAAGACAGAUCUGCCCUGAGCGGAUAGAAGUGAAAAAAUCUGCAUCAAUUCUAGACAAAGAAAUUAAUAGAUUAAGACAGAAGAUACAGGCAGAACAUGCUAGUCAUGGAGAUCGAGAGGAAAUAAUGAGGCAGUAUCAAGAAGCAAGAGAAACCUAUCUUGAUCUGGAUAACAAAGUAAGGACUUUAAAAAGGUUUAUUAAAUUACUGGAAGAAAUAAUGACCCAUAGAUAUAAAACAUAUCAACAAUUUAGAAGGUGUUUGACUUUACGAUGCAAAUUGUACUUUGACAAUUUAUUGUCUCAGCGGGCAUAUUGUGGAAAAAUGAAUUUUGACCACAAGAAUGAAACUCUUACUAUAUCAGUUCAGCCUGGAGAGGGAAACAAAGCUGCUUUCAAUGACAUGAGGGCCUUAUCUGGCGGAGAACGUUCUUUUUCCACGGUUUGCUUCAUUCUUUCCCUGUGGUCCAUUGCUGAAUCUCCUUUCAGAUGCCUGGAUGAGUUUGAUGUCUACAUGGAUAUGGUUAACCGGAGGAUCGCGAUGGACAUGAUACUCAAGAUGGCAGACUCCCAGCGCUUCAGGCAGUUCAUCUUGCUUACCCCUCAAAGCAUGAGUUCACUUCCAUCAAGUAAAUUGAUUAGAAUUCUUCGAAUGUCUGAUCCUGAAAGAGGACAAACUACGUUGCCUUUCCGACCUGUGUCUCAAGAAGAAGAAGACCGGAGUUGAUGUGUGACAACGCACCAUGUCCUCUUGUUGAAAGACGUGUAAAGGGAAAAACGUUCAGGACUAUUUGAAAUAAAACAAAACUGAAGAUAUUCUAAAAUUACAGUUACUUUACUUUGAGAAAAUCAAUUUCAUAGUACUGGUUUUAAAUCUUUUUAAGUUUGUUUGUUUUUUAUUUUAACCAUCUACUUUUAUAGAUUCUUUUUCAGAAGUUUAAAAUUUUGUACAUAUGUACAUGUACAUAUCUGUUUAGUUUGGGUUCAUUUCUAUAGUAUUUUGUAAGAAUUAAAAUAAACAUUUGAGCACCUGGUUAUAUUUAGUUUUGCUUUUCCAGAAUAUUACAUUAUUCUCAUCGCAGGGGACAGGGCAGUGCACAGGUAGGCUGUGGACAGGGACCGGUUUACAGUAGGUUUACUGUCUGUUUUGUGCUUAUUAAUGAGUAGGGACCUACACAGGACUUAUAGAAACUUUGGUCACAAUUUCUGCGCAGGUCAUUUUUAACCCUAGAGAUACAACUACAGAAUUGGACUGCAGUUUUAAUUAUUGUGUUUCAUCACAUUUAAGAUCCUCUCCGUUAAGGCACAUUCUGGGAGCACUAAAGCACUGCCAACUCGGACACAGUGCCUUCCUCUCAGUCCCUUAACCAUCAUCCACCCAACUAAGUGUCCAACCCGUGGUGGAACUGGGUUAUGACCCACUCAGGCACCCUGACCUGCAGCGUGCUUGCUUGCUUUAAAGCCCUUCGGUUUGCAGUCCAAAGCCUCUCAAGCUCUGGCUCAGCCGAGAGAGGACACAGGCCAGAGGGACUGUGCAGGGCAGGCUGAGGAGAAGGGCUGGGAGAUUGGGGUGGAGGGCAGCUCCUGCUGGCACAGAGAAGUAGCUGGGAGCCAGAGGCCCAGCUGCUGAUGGGGAGUUGGUGUUAAUUGUAAGACAUCUUGAUUUACAGUUGUUAAAAAGUGUGCUUCUUAGAAUGAUAAAAUACAGCCUAUUGAGAGCAAUGGUGUUUAUGAACUUUUUUUUAAAGAAAACAUGAGUUGAACUCCUGCUUGUAUUCUCUAUGUUUGAUACUAUGAUUAGUGUUAACCUUUAUAAAAAGAUGUGGAUAUCCAAUAAGAAGAAUUCCCUAUAUUGCUAGCAAUAAAUAUUUAUGAAAUUGAAAAGGAAGUAUUUUAAGAAAAAAGGCAGUAUUUUAAAAGCAGCGCUUCUGUAGUUAGUGAGAAAAACUGGAUUUUGUUUUUGGCGAGGGGAAGGAGUCUAGUUUAGUCCUAAGUUGAGAUCAAUUGGUAAAGUCCAAAAACUGUGCUUUUCUAAUCUAAGAAUUUACAGAAAGAGGAAAUGUGUGCUGAAUGUUUUAAACAUUCCCCACUGACAAUACAAAGUCUGAUUUUUUUAAAGUUACGUUUAUAAUUCAUUUGUAUCAAAACUAUUUUAACAUACAUGUGCUUUUUCAAAUAAAAAAAAUGAAGUAGAAUAUACCAAAUGUAUAAACUUUUAUUAGCUAAACAGUUUCAGUGUCUGAAUUUUUGUGGCAGUUUUUUAAUGUUAUGGUUCUUAAUGCAGAAUGGGAAGUAGAAUCCUCAGGUAUCCAGGCAUCUCUUGUUGAGCUGAAGAGUAUUCAUUGCUUUGGCCUCACUGUUUUGAUUUCAACUAUCAUUAAGUGAAAAUAUUUUCAAUUAAUAUUCUAAUUAAUGGUAAUAUUAAUUAGAAUAAAAAGAAAUUGCUUUUUUGAAAUAUGUGUAACUUCUAAAAAUAAAACUUUAUAUGUAUUUAAAGUCAUGCUUUUGUGAAUUGGGGAAGGUAUUAUAAUUGACAUAAUCAAGCCUCCUUGUGAGUAGUGACUUAAAUACCUCAUACAAAUGACUCUUCCGCCCCUGGUUUAUCAUCAGGGCAGCUGUGACUGAACUGAGUCAUGAAGUCCU